AUGCGGACCCAUCUCCGUUGGUCGGCCUUUGAGCGGGCUCUUGUCAAGGCCGUGUCGAGGCUACGGCAGCCUCUGAUUGGUCCGCGUCCACGUCGUAUUUGCGAGCCAGUCAUUUCGGAAUGCGUUCUCUGCGCAGCGAUUUGCCGCCUGUGCUCACGUGUGUCCCAGACAAAGAGCGACCUAGCACCGACACAGAUCGCGCAUUUCAAUUCAACGUACCUCAUGGAGCCGACAGCUGACAUCCGGGAGCAAGCCAACGAAUUCUGGCGUCUCGUUGCGAAGUUGUACGCACCUCAGCAUGCGAUGAUGACCUCCAGCGCUGAUUACGCCAUCAACACGUCGUCGAGCAGCUCCACUACAUGCGAUUCUUCGGGGGGUCGGUGGACAGGCGAGCUGACCUCUGGUGGUGGUCUUCAAACCGGCAUCAACAAUGGUUUAGUGAAAUCGGAACCAAACUCUAGCGGUGCGAUGCAACAAGGUGAUGGUCUUCAAAGCGGCAUCAGCCAGGGUUUACUGAAAUCGGAACCAAACUCUAGCGGUGCGAUGCAACAAGGUGAUGGUCUUCAAACCGGCAUCAACCAUGGUUUGCUGAAAUUGGAACCAACCUCUAACGGUGCGUUGCGACUCGCUCUCUUGUCUCCCUGUUUAUUUCAAUGA
Messenger RNA from Mesocestoides corti, 657 nucleotides. The record is from the annotation of a GenBank genome assembly. NCBI's taxonomy places the organism in Eukaryota, Metazoa, Platyhelminthes, Cestoda, Cyclophyllidea, Mesocestoididae.